This is a messenger RNA of Cladophialophora bantiana CBS 173.52, 759 nucleotides long. RefSeq lists its product as uncharacterized. Bases 1 to 759 code for a protein of 252 amino acids. The record is from RefSeq and is a predicted model, not a curated record. The transcript has 2 exons. Lineage: Eukaryota; Fungi; Ascomycota; Eurotiomycetes; Chaetothyriales; Herpotrichiellaceae.
AUGGAUUGGCGGAAGUUUCACCUGUUGAUGAACUCUGCGAUCAAACACCACUCGGAUGUAAGGAGAAUGAUUGCAGGCCAGGAACCCCAUUCAUGGAAACCUGGAGAGACAAAGACUCCAGCCGUUUUGUUCGGAUAUCCUCUUGGUGAUCGCAAUUUACAAUCGUUAAUGAAAGUGGGUCAGGAGAGCCAGGCAACAGAGCCAAACGACAAAAUAUAUGGGCUAGAAGGUCUUGCAGAUGAAUUGGAUACCAAUCAGUUCCCUAGAGACUAUGGCCUUCAUUUUCGUGAAGCCUAUGCAUCAAAUAUUUCGACCAAGCUGAUAUUCCCAACCAUGGUCUUUGAAAGACUCUACAACGCCAGUGGUAGCUCCUCUAUCCAGAACCUUGAGGAAGAUAAUCUUCAGCUUUCCUUACAGGGCCUACUGGUUGGAAGUAUUGCUCAAUUGUCAGAACCAGCAGGAAGGUUUCACAAUAUGAACGAUCCUGAAAAGAAUUUGAUCUUCCCGGGAGGGGCAUGGUCUCAAAUAGCUCAAAAGUGGGCACAGGGCGAGACAAAUACACGCCGACUAUGGAACCAAUCCAGCUCGCCUACUACCGCAUUUGCAUUGGUGGCAACUCUCCAUCUAAAAGUGCAGGCAAGCGUCGUGCGAGAUUGCAAGAAACAAAUUUGGUUGCCAGGCCUGCUGAAGGCCAACGUACUCGCCAUUUACGAGUUGCCCAAAAAUUCCGAAGGGAUGACAGGAACAGAGUGUUCAUAA